AUUCAGUAGCCUUCGAGCAGUCUACAACAGAAGUGCACGAUGAGAGUUCUGAUUGUCGCCGCCGCCGUCCUCGCUUGCGCCGCAGCCGCGCCCUCCGGCGCCCUGCUGGGUCAUGGUUUGGGUUACGCUGCCGCCCCCCUGGCACUCGCCCAUGCCCCUGUGGCCGUAGCGCAUGCCGCUGCUCUGCCCACCAUCUCUUCCGGAGACAUCCAAGGUGCCGCCAUCGACGCGCACGUUGACGCGUCUGACCAUGCCCGCGCCGCGAUCGAUGCUGCCCGUCAAGCUCAUGAUCAACACUCCGAAUUGGCCGGAAAAGCUGUGAACGCCGCUGAGAGCCACUCCUGGCAAGCGUUGGACGCCGUGAAGACUCAUGAAGCUCAAUUAGACGGACAUGCCGCUGGUGUCGCCCCCGUGUUGGCUAAACAGCUCGCUGGACAUGCUGCAUACGCCGCUCCCGUGGUGAGUCAUGCCGCAUACGCCGCCUCCGCGGUGAGCCAUGCCGCAUACGCUGCCCCCGUGGUGAGCCAUGCCGCAUACGCCGCCCCCGCGGUCCACGCUUACGGCGCCGCUCCCGCGGUCCAUGGCAUCGCCGCCGCCGCGUACGCCGCACCCGCCAGCCAGACUGUCGUCACCCAAUCUCUGACCCAGUCACAUCCCAGUCCCAUUGUCCACGCUCCCGUCGUCGCCCACGCCGCCCCAGUCGCUUACGCGCAUGGCGUGCACGGUCUUGCCCACGGAUUUUAAGCUGUGAUAACUAUUUAGAUACCAUAAAUGUAACACUCAGUUUCGAAUUGUAUAUAAAUUAAAUUUAAAAAAUAUACGGAUGCAAAUGAGGCGAGGUGUGUG
Molecule: messenger RNA, 846 nt
Organism: Diatraea saccharalis (sugarcane borer)
Lineage: Eukaryota; Metazoa; Arthropoda; Insecta; Lepidoptera; Crambidae
Source: the annotation of a GenBank genome assembly